This is a messenger RNA of Darwinula stevensoni, 4449 nucleotides long. Lineage: Eukaryota; Metazoa; Arthropoda; Ostracoda; Podocopida; Darwinulidae. The record is from the annotation of a GenBank genome assembly.
AUGCUCUCCAUGAAUAUGAUGGGCCAUGCUCCUCGAGACAUGCAUGGUCAUCCGGGUGACAUGGGACAUGGUCAUCCUGGUGACAUGGGACAUGGUCAUCCUGUUGACAUGGGACAUGGUCAUCCUGUUGACAUGGGACAUGGCCUCCAUGGUGACAUGGGACAUGGCCUCCAUGGUGACAUGGGACAUGGCCUCCAUGGAGACAUGGGACAUGGCCUCCAUGGUGACAUGGGACAGGGUCCACCUGGAGAGAUGCCUUAUGACCAGGAAGAGGAUGCACCUGGUGAAUACCCUCCUGGUGAAGAUGAUGAAGUUCCACUGCCCCGAGCAUUGGAACAAGCCCUUGCAUACAAAAGUGAAAGAGCCAGGGAAGUUGGCAUUGAGCUAGAUGAUGAGAAUGACUUUCCAACUACACAUCAUGGCAAGUUUGAAGAGGCAAUUCCAUCAGUUCCUCCAGCCCCAGUGAUAUCCCAGUUGGUGGAUGAGGAUGAAGAGGAGACAGAGGAGAAACCAAAGAAGGAGAAGGGGCAAAAGAAAAAGAAGAAGAAGAAAAAGAGGAGAAAGCAUCACACAUUUAAUAAGGAGAAUACAGAUGCCAAGAAAGUAGCACCCAAGGAAGAGAAGCAGGUGGAAAAAGUGGAGAUUGAUUAUAUUCAAGAGAAGCUGGAAAUUAGCAGAUUUGACCCAGUGUAUGGUCAGUUUUUAAAAAUUCUUGAUGCCUUCAAGCUGGAAGAACCCGAGCAAAAAAAGGAGGAGGAUGAGAAGGCAGCAGCUGAGAGAAAGGCUGAAGAAGAAAGAAGAAGGGCAGAGGAGCUACGGAAAGUACCUAAGAAUCUGGAAGAAGAGCCUGAAGAAGAUAGUAAGGAGCAAGAACCAGGGAAGACAAAGCUCUCAAAGCGUCAGCUGAAGAAGCUAACAAGGUUGAGCAUAGCUGAAUUGAAGCAGCUGGUACCUCGGCCUGAUGUAGUUGAAAUGCAUGAUGUUACAGCUCAUGACCCAAAACUCCUUGUCCAUCUGAAGACAGCACGCAACACUGUCCCAGUCCCUCGGCAUUGGUGCUUCAAGAGAAAGUAUCUUCAAGGGAAGCGAGGAUUUGAGAAGCCACCAUUCCAGCUUCCUGACUUCAUCAGAAAGACUGGAAUCCAGGAAAUGCGACAGGCACUGGCUGAUAAGGAGGAACAAAAGUCGUUGAAGGCAAAAAUGAGAGAGCGGGUUCGACCAAAGCUUGGGAAGAUAGAUAUUGAUUAUCAGAAGCUUCAUGAUGCCUUCUUCAAGUGGCAGACCAAACCCAAGAUGACAAUUCAUGGCGACUUGUACUAUGAGGGGAAGGAAUUUGAGACACGACUGAAAGAGAAGAAGCCCGGCGAGCUGAGUGAUGAAUUACGAAUUGCAUUGGGAAUGCCAUUGGGUACAGCUGGCAAUAAAGUCCCUCCACCGUGGCUCAUAGCAAUGCAGCGUUAUGGUCCUCCACCAUCUUAUCCCAAUCUUCGCAUUCCUGGCCUUAAUGCCCCCAUCCCUGAUGGAUGCUCAUUUGGGUAUCAUGCCGGUGGUUGGGGGAAACCACCUGUUGAUGAGAUGGGGCGCCCCCUUUAUGGAGAUGUGUUUGGCUCCACAUAUUCUGAGCAGCAGGAAGCAGAAGUGGAGGAGGAAGAGGUAGACCGUUCACUUUGGGGAGAGAUGGAGAGUGAGAGUGAGAGUGAGAGUGAGGAAGAAGAAGAGGAAGAAGAAGCAGGAGAGAAAGUGGGUGAACCAGGAGAAGCACAGCAGAUAGAAGAAGGAGGUCUUGUGACUCCUGGACUUGUCACACCCUCAGGGAUGGCCUCUAUCCCUUCCCUUCCUGCUGGUAUGGAGACUCCAGAGCUUAUUGAGCUGAGGAAGAAGAAAAUUGAGACAGAAAUGGAAGGUGGGGAGACACCAGCACUAUAUCAGGUCCUGCAGGAAAAGCCAUCAGAAGGUAUUCGUGGGGCAAUGAUGGGCUCAACUCAUACAUAUGAAAUGAACAUUGGAGUCGCACCUGUCGGAGCGGGCUCUAGCAUUGAGGGUGGGGUUGACGUCACCCUGGACCCAGCAGAAUUGGAUCUUGUUGGAACAGAGGCCAUGAGAGCCAAAUAUGAGCAGACACUCCGGCAGCAGCAAGCAGCCAGGGAACUUGGACUUGGAAAGGAGGAUCUCAGUGACAUGGUUGCUCAGCAUGCUGCCAAACAAAAGAAUAAGAGGAAGCGGCAGCAAGAGAAGCAAGAAACAGCCAAGCAAGCCAAGAAAUACAGAGAUGUAUCUGACAGCCCUCUUGGUACAGUGCAACUUGGAAAUCCUGAACCAAGAGAAGAAUCUCAGAAGACAAGUGACCUUUUGGCUACAGUCAGUGGAGAAUGUUAUGAAUCUCAGGGAUCUUGCUGCUGGAAGAUCUCAGAAAGUCUUGAAGCUGCUCUCGCCAACUUACCCAACGAGAUUUUGACAAACACAGAGACCACAAGAGAAGCAUCAAAUUUAGUCCCACCUGGAACUUCUCAAGUAAAGCACUCAAACAAGGAGAGCAUGUCCCCAUAUUUUUCAGCUAAGACUUCCAGAGACAUCUCAGAAUCUGGAGCAGUCUACAUAGACAAUGCAUCUGGCUUUUCUUCUUAUAUUCGUCCUCCCCUUCUAAAUGAAGUCAAUGCAAGCCAACAGCUUCCCCAAAUGAACCCAUCUGUGAAUGAGAAAUUGAAGAAGUUCAGACGAAUCCUGGGGAAUGAGUCUUUCAUGCCAUUCAUCCCACAGAGUCCUAGCAAGAGACUAAAUCUUCCUAAAGGAGCUCAAGGUGAGAGGAAGAAAGCAUCAAAUAACCUCAAGGUUAUAGAGAAGAUGAAGAAGUCCAUGAAGGAGAUGGGCCUUUUUGCUGUGACACCUGCAGAAGUGACCUUGGGCACCCAGUGGGGUGUUUAUGACUAUCAAGUCCCAUGCACCCUCAACCGGCACCUCUUCAACACUAUCCAGGUACUAGGGCAAGUAGAUCAAAAGUUGAUAGUUGUGAAGGGAAUUGUUGAGGAUGGUGAGGAAUGGAUGCUAUUUGUGGACCAGCAUGCGGCACACGAGCGGGUUCGACUUGAGAAACUCACUCAAAGUGCUUGUAAGCUGGACAAGAAAGGAGAGCCUGAGGUCUUGUCUCUUGGCAUUCAUCCUCCUGUUCAAGUAGAUCUCCUCCAAGAGGAAGUCCACAUCCUAGACUUAUACCGAUGCACUGAUGAUUCAAAGAGUGAUAGGGGUUCAUUCAUCCUCUUGGAAUUGGCAGGUGCCAUCAAAUUCAAUGAGAGUCUGACAAAAGUGGAGUGCAAGGAGCUGUUGAGGCAGUUGUCAGGGGAGAGUGGUUCUGCAAAUUUGGAAUACUUGUGCAAGAGAUUUGGACAUGCAGAGGUGCCAGUAGCAGAAUGUCAUGAGAGGGACACAUAUGAUUCCCUCCAGGUGCACAAAUGGACCUUUUCCAAGUACUUGGAGUACCUGGAAGGAGAUGAGAGAAGAAAAUUAUUUUAUCUGAAGGACUGGCAUUUCUUCCAAGACUUCCCUCUAGAGCCAGUUUAUGAGACCCCUGUGUAUUUUUCAUCAGAUUGGUUGAAUGAGUACUGGCAGGAAUGCCAGGGUAGUAAAGAUGACUAUCGAUUCGUAUAUUUUGGACCCAAAGGAUCCUGGACUCCUUGGCAUGCUGAUGUCCUGAGAUGGGCCAAGUGGGGUUGGGGAUGGGACCUGAACCCCUCGGCCCCUCCUCCUCCAUUCUCUGUGGUGUGUCUCUGCUUGUCACACAGCUGGUCAACAAACGUAUUUGGGCAGAAGCGAUGGCUCCUCCUCCCACCAGGUUCAGAGGUGCCUUAUAUUGACUCUCACGGGAACAUGAGAGACUCUCCCGUGGGACCAGAAGUCAUUCAGGUCAUCCAGAAUCCCGGAGAGACCCUUUGGGUGCCAUCGGGAUGGUUCCAUCGUGUGGAGAAUCUGGAGGACACCCUGUCCAUCAACCACAACUUCAUCAAUGCGACUAAUGCCCACCAUGUAUUGGAAUUCCUGUUGAAGAGGCUGCAGGAUGUGAGAGAGGAAAUCUCGGAUUGUUCAGACAUGGACCAGUGGGAUUCACAGUGCCAGCUUCUCUUGAAAUCCGUUGAGAGCAUGGAUCUCAAGGACUAUGGGGAUUUCUUGAGUUGGAUCGCCAAGAGACGGAUGGAAGUUCUCCAGGACAAGGUACUGUGUAGCAUCCAUGGGAGGGUGAUCGGGAGGAACCACGCCAUGUUUGACCUUCAUCGCAUCCACUCCAUCUUCUCCCGAAUGGCUAUCACACCUGACACCAGAGAAGUCCUGGAUCAAACAUUACUCCAGAACAUUCAUCAUCACAUCUCCACCUCAUGACGUCUCUUCUUUUUUUCCUAUUUGUUUCAAUGAAAUCAUCGUAUUUGUUCCUUUCAAACUUGAAAGAAUACAUACUGCGUU